CCGGGCUGCAGUGCCUGACGACCCGGCAGGGACCGGGGGUUCCCGUGCCCGGGGCGCACCUGGCGGCGGCGCGACCGGGCCGGACCGCGCGGUCCGAAGCCCGCAGCGGCGGCCGGAGGAUGGCGCAGCAGCAACUCCCUGUGUCGACGGAGACUCGGAAGUUCACCCGGGCGUUGAGCAAGCCCGGCACGGCGGCGGAGCUGCGGCAGAGUGUGUCGGAGGUGGUGCGCGGCUCGGUGCUCCUGGCAAAGCCAAAGCUGAUUGAGCCACUUGACUACGAAAAUGUCAUCGUGCAGAAGAAGACCCAGAUCCUGAAUGACUGUCUGCGGGAGAUGCUCCUCUUCCCUUACGAUGACUUCCAGACGGCCAUCCUGAGGCGGCAGGGGCGCUACGUACGUUCCACGGUCCCUGCAAAUGCAGAGGAGGAAGCACAGAGCCUGUUUGUCACCGAGUGCAUCAAAACCUACAACUCUGACUGGCACCUUGUGACCUAUCACUAUGAAGAUUACUCAGGAGAGUUCCGACAGCUUCCAAACAAAGUGGCCAAGUUGGAUAAACUUCCAGUUCACGUCUAUGAAGUCGAUGAGGAGGCUGACAAAGAUGAGGACGCUGCUUCCCUUGGGUCUCAGAAGGGUGGAAUCACAAAGCACGGCUGGCUGUACAAAGGCAACAUGAACAGUGCCAUCAGCGUGACCAUGAGGUCAUUCAAGAGGCGGUUUUUCCACCUGAUUCAGCUUGGCGAUGGAUCCUAUAAUCUAAACUUUUAUAAAGAUGAGAAGAUCUCCAAGGAGCCGAAAGGGUCCAUAUUCCUGGAUUCCUGCAUGGGCGUGAUCCAGAACAACAGAGUCAGGCGCUUCGCCUUUGAGCUCAAGAUGCAGGACAAAAGCAGUUACCUUCUGGCUGCGGACAGUGAGGCAGAGAUGGAGGAGUGGGUCACAGUCCUCAACAAGAUCCUCCAGCUCAACUUUGAGGCUGCAAUGCAAGAGAAGCGAAAUGGGGACCCUCAUGAAGAUGAUGAACAAAGCAAACUGGAAGGUUCCGGUUCCGGUUUGGACAGCUACCUGCCUGAACUUGCCAAGAGCACCAGAGAAGCAGAAAUCAAACUGAAAAGCGAGAGCAGAGUGAAGCUCUUUUACUUGGACCCAGAUACCCAGAAACUCGACUUCUCAUCUGCUGAACCAGAAGUGAAGCCAUUUGAAGAAAAGUUUGGGAAGAGGAUUCUCGUCAAGUGCAAUGAUUUGUCCUUCAACCUGCAGUGCUGUGUCGCAGAGAACGAGGAAGGACCCACGACAAAUGUGGAGCCUUUCUUUGUCACCCUGUCCCUGUUCGACAUAAAAUACAACCGGAAGAUUUCUGCUGACUUCCACGUGGACCUGAACCACUUCUCAGUGCGGCAGAUGCUGGCCCCUGCAUCCCCAGUGCUGAUGAACGGUGGUCAGAGUCCACCUGCCUUCCAGGAUGCCCUUCAGGCGGCCAUGCAGUAUCCGAAGCAGGGAAUAUUUUCAGUCACGUGUCCUCACCCAGACAUAUUUCUUGUGGCCAGAAUUGAAAAGGUCCUCCAAGGAAGCAUCACGCACUGUGCUGAGCCUUACAUGAAAAGCUCAGACUCUUCUAAGGUCGCUCAGAAGGUGCUGAAGAAUGCCAAGCAGGCAUGUCAAAGACUAGGACAGUACCGAAUGCCGUUUGCUUGGGCAGCAAGGACGUUGUUUAAAGACACAUCUGGAAACCUGGAUAAAAAUGCCAGGUUUUCUGCCAUCUACCGGCAAGACAGCAAUAAGCUCUCAAAUGAGGACAUGCUCAAGCUGCUCGCAGACUUCCGGAAACCUGAGAAGAUGGCCAAACUCCCAGUGAUUUUAGGCAAUCUAGACAUUACAAUCGACAACGUUUCCUGCGACUUCCCUAAUUACCUGAAUUCAUCAUACAUUCCCAUGAGGCAGUUUGAAACCUGCAGUAAGUCUCCGAUCACCUUCGAAGUAGAGGAGUUUGUGCCCUGCAUACCCAAGCACACCCAGCCUUAUACAGUCUACAGCAAUCACCUUUAUGUUUACCCCAAGUACUUGAGAUACGACAGCCAGAAGUCUUUUGCCAAGGCCAGAAACAUUGCAAUCUGCAUUGAGUUCAAGGAUUCCGAUGAAGAAGACUCGCAACCCUUGAAGUGCAUUUACGGCAGACCUGGUGGCCCAGUGUUCACAAGGAGUGCCCUCGCUGCAGUCCUACACCAUCAACAAAGCCCAGAAUUCUACGAUGAGAUCAAGAUAGAGCUGCCCGCCCAGCUGCACGAGAAGCACCAUUUACUGUUCACCUUCUUCCACGUCAGCUGCGACAACUCGACCAAAGGGAGCACGAAGAAGAAGGACGCUGUGGAGACACAGGUUGGCUUCUCCUGGCUUCCUCUCCUGAAAGACGGCAGAGUGUUGACGAAUGAACAGCAUAUCCCUGUCUCCGCCAACCUGCCGUCUGGCUACCUUGGCUACCAGGAGCUCAGCAUGGGCAGGCAUUAUGGUCCAGAAGUUAAGUGGGUGGAAGGAGGCAAGCCAUUGUUGAAAAUCUCCACUCAUCUGGUUUCCACCGUGUACACUCAGGAUCAGCACUUACACAAUUUUUUCCAAUACUGUCAGAAAACGGAAUCUGGAGCCCAAGCCUCAGGGAGUGAACUAGUGAAAUACCUUAAGAGUCUGCAUGCAAUGGAAGGUCACGUGAUGAUCGCCUUCCUGCCGACCAUUUUAAACCAGCUAUUCCGAGUCCUCACCAGAGCCACCCAGGAGGAGGUUGCAGUUAAUGUGACUCGGGUCAUUAUUCAUGUGGUUGCCCAGUGCCAUGAGGAAGGAUUGGAGAGCCACUUGAGGUCAUAUGUUAAGUUUGCCUACAAGGCUGAGCCGUAUAUAGCAUCCGAGUAUAAGACAGUGCACGAGGAACUGACGAAAUCCAUGACCACCAUUCUCAAGCCUUCUGCUGAUUUCCUUACCAGCAACAAACUUCUGAAGUACUCUUGGUUUUUCUUUGAUGUGCUGAUAAAGUCCAUGGCUCAGCAUUUGAUUGAAAAUAACAAAGUGAAGUUACUUCGAAACCAGAGAUUUCCGGCCUCCUACCAUCACGCCGUGGAAACCGUGGUGAACAUGCUGAUGCCGCACAUCACACAGAAGUUUCGAGAUAACCCAGAAGCAUCUAAGAAUGCCAAUCACAGCCUGGCCGUGUUCAUCAAGAGAUGCUUCACCUUCAUGGACAGAGGCUUCGUCUUCAAACAGAUCAACAACUACAUCAGUUGCUUUGCUCCUGGAGACCCCAAGACUCUCUUUGAGUACAAGUUUGAGUUUCUCCGUGUGGUGUGCAACCAUGAACACUAUAUUCCUUUGAACUUGCCGAUGCCAUUUGGGAAAGGAAGAAUUCAGAGAUACCAAGAUCUCCAGCUUGACUACUCUUUAACGGACGAAUUCUGCAGAAACCACUUCUUGGUGGGACUGUUACUAAGGGAGGUGGGUACUGCACUCCAGGAGUUCCGGGAGGUCCGUGUCAUCGCUGUCAGUGUGCUCAAGAACCUUCUGAUCAAGCAUUCUUUUGAUGACAGAUACACUUCAAGGAGUCACCAGGCAAGGAUAGCCACCCUCUACCUGCCUCUGUUUGGUCUGCUUAUUGAAAACGUCCAGCGGAUCAACGUGAGGGAUGUGUCGCCCUUCCCUGUGAACCCGGGCAGUAUCUCGAAGGACGAAGCCCUGGCCGUGCCUACCGGGAAUCCACUCAUGACUCCGCAGAAGGGAAACACACUUGACCACAGCCUGCACAAAGACCUCUUGGGUGCCAUCUCCGGCAUUGCUUCUCCGUAUACAGCUUCAACCCCCAACAUCAACAGUGUGAGAAAUGCCGACUCAAGGGGCUCUCUCAUCAGCACGGACUCGGGGAACAGCCUUCCAGACAGGAACCCCGAGAAGAGCAACUCCCUGGACAAGCAGCAGAGCGGCAUGCUGGGAAAUUCUGUGGUCCGCUGUGACAAACUGGACCAGUCUGAGAUCAAGAGCCUGCUGAUGUGCUUCCUCUACGUGUUGAAGAGCAUGUCUGACGAUGCCCUGUUUACGUACUGGAACAAGGCUUCCACUGCUGAACUGAUGGAUUUCUUUACCAUAUCUGAAGUGUGCCUGCACCAGUUCCAGUACAUGGGGAAGCGCUACAUAGCCAGUGUGAGAAAGAUAUCAAGUGUGCUUGGGAUUUCUGUAGACAAUGGCUACGGCCACUCGGAGGCAGAUGUCGCUCACCAGUCGCUUCUCGAAGCAAACAUCGCCACUGAGGUCUGCCUCACAGCUCUGGACACCCUCUCGCUGUUCACACUGGCUUUUAAGAACCAGCUCCUAGCUGACCAUGGACAUAAUCCACUCAUGAAGAAAGUUUUUGAUGUCUACCUGUGUUUCCUCCAAAAGCAUCAGUCAGAAAUGGCUUUAAAAAAUGUCUUCACUGCCUUAAGGUCAUUAAUUUAUAAGUUCCCCUCAACGUUCUACGAGGGGCGGGCAGACAUGUGCGCAUCUCUGUGCUAUGAGGUUCUCAAGUGCUGUAACUCCAAGCUCAGCUCCAUCCGCACCGAGGCCUCCCAGCUGCUCUACUUCCUGAUGAGGAACAACUUCGACUACACAGGGAAGAAGUCUUUUGUCCGGACACACUUACAGGUCAUCAUCUCUGUCAGCCAGCUGAUCGCAGACGUGGUUGGCAUUGGAGGAACCAGAUUCCAGCAGUCCUUGUCUAUCAUCAACAACUGUGCCAAUAGCGACCGGCUCAUUAAGCACACCAGCUUCUCCUCUGAUGUGAAGGAUUUGACCAAGAGGAUCCGCACAGUCCUGAUGGCCACAGCCCAGAUGAAGGAACAUGAGAACGACCCAGAGAUGCUGGUGGACCUGCAGUACAGCCUGGCCAAGUCCUACGCCAGCACCCCUGAGCUCAGGAAGACAUGGCUGGACAGCAUGGCAAGGAUCCAUGUUAAAAAUGGGGAUCUCUCAGAGGCAGCAAUGUGCUAUGUCCACGUGACAGCUUUGGUAGCGGAAUAUCUCACACGGAAAGGCAUGUUCAGACAGGGGUGCACAGCCUUCAGGGUCAUCACACCAAACAUUGAUGAAGAGGCUUCCAUGAUGGAAGAUGUCGGCAUGCAGGAUGUCCAUUUCAAUGAGGAUGUGCUGAUGGAGCUGCUGGAGCAGUGCGCAGAUGGACUUUGGAAGGCAGAGCGCUACGAGCUGAUUGCUGACAUCUAUAAACUCAUCAUCCCCAUCUAUGAAAAGCGGAGGGACUUUGAGAGACUAGCCCACCUGUAUGACACGCUGCACCGCGCAUACAGCAAAGUGACAGAGGUCAUGCACUCGGGCCGCAGGCUCCUGGGGACCUACUUCCGGGUGGCCUUCUUCGGACAGGGAUUCUUCGAAGAUGAAGACGGGAAGGAAUACAUCUACAAAGAGCCCAAACUCACGCCUCUGUCAGAGAUUUCUCAGAGACUCCUUAAACUUUACUCGGAUAAAUUCGGUUCUGAAAAUGUCAAAAUGAUACAGGAUUCUGGCAAGGUCAACCCGAAGGAUCUGGAUUCCAAGUUUGCUUACAUCCAGGUGACCCAUGUGACCCCGUUCUUUGAUGAAAAGGAGUUACAGGAGAGGAAAACAGAGUUUGAACGAUGUCACAACAUCCGGCGCUUCAUGUUCGAGAUGCCCUUCACCCAGACUGGGAAGAGGCAGGGUGGCGUGGAGGAGCAGUGUAAGCGACGGACCAUCCUGACAGCAAUACACUGCUUCCCCUAUGUAAAGAAGCGGAUCCCUGUCAUGUACCAGCACCACACUGACCUGAACCCCAUUGAGGUGGCCAUCGAUGAAAUGAGCAAGAAAGUGGCCGAGCUCCGCCAGCUGUGUUCCUCAGCUGAAGUGGACAUGAUCAAACUGCAGCUCAAACUGCAGGGCAGUGUGAGCGUCCAGGUCAAUGCUGGCCCGCUAGCAUACGCCCGAGCCUUCCUCGAUGACACCAACACAAAGAGAUACCCUGACAAUAAGGUGAAGCUGCUGAAGGAAGUUUUCAGGCAAUUCGUGGAAGCUUGUGGCCAAGCCUUGGCAGUGAACGAACGUCUGAUUAAAGAGGACCAGCUGGAGUACCAGGAAGAGAUGAAAGCCAACUACAGGGAGAUGGCCAAGGAGCUCUCCGACAUCAUGCGUGAGCAAAUUUGCCCCCUGGAGGAGAAGACAAGCGUGCUACCAAAUUCCCUGCACAUCUUCAACGCCAUCAGUGGGACACCAACAAGCACAGUGGUUCAAGGGUUGACCAGUUCAUCCUCAGUUGUGUGACUUUACCUCAUGAACCACACGUGGGGACAUGCUUUGUCAUGUGCAAACUCAGGACGACUUUCAGAGCUAAUCACUGGUUUUGCCAAGCACAGGAAGAAGCCAUGGGGAAUGGGAGAGAGAAAGAGCCUGGACUGUGAUAUUUAAUAGCAGAUUUUAUAGGAGUUGGGGGAAGGUGCACAUAUUUUUUUAAAUAUCACUGGCAAUGUUUAGUUUUCCUCAUGUCUUAACAGGUGUAUGUGGAUACUCUUGGGCUGCAGUUCAAUUUUAUUCUUCUUACAGUAUAGUAUUAAAAUAAAUGGUCUAAAGGAAAAGAGGGAAAGUAUGCUGGGACACCUGUAGCAGGUGUGCUGGGACACCUGUACCAGCUGUGCUGGGACACCUGUACCAGCUGUGCUGGGACACCUGUAGCAGAUGCAGCAGCACUGAACCUGGGAAUGGGGACUAAGCUGGAAAAAUCUUGAAAAUAUUUUUCUCCCUGUGGCACAUUCAGGUUGAGUACAAGAACUAUUUUUGUGUCUAGUUUUGAAGACUGAAGGGAAUUGACUAUUGAGAUUUUUUACUAGUGAAUGCGGAGACUUAGAGCCUUUAUAUCCAUGCCUUGUGUUGACAACAUGAGCACUUCCGAAGCUGAGUGUGAUGUGAGCCUAAGCCUAGUCAGCAGCAUAGAACCAAAGGCCUGCACUAGCGAACACACCUAUGCUAAAACCUAAAACCCCAUGUACAUAUGUUCUGUUAAUACGGCCUCCUCGCUGAGUCCACGUACUUACUACAUUUCUACACUUUUAAUACAUCAGUGUCCGUGUUAAGUUUAUUAUUCGUGACCCAUUUGUGCUGUUCUCGGUAUAUGCAAAUACAUUGGACUUCACUGUUUAUUCUUGUACAUAAGAAGUGCAAUAUGGAGAUGUAUACAGUCUUUGCUAUGUUAGGUUUAUAAACUGUUUUUAAAAAGAAAUUCAUCCUUUUGCCAAAAUGGUGGAGUAUGUGAUUGGUAAACCCUAAACCCUGUGGUGAGUGGAGGGAUAAUUUAAAGUUUUCACCAUGUUAUAUUUUCUUUUAAGACUUUAAUUUAGUAAUUUUAUAUUUGGGAAAAUAAAGGUUUUUAAUUUAACUGGAAUCACUGCCCUGCUGUAAUUACAUAUCGUGUACCCCAACUGUAUUAAAAAUAACACUGCUGAUUUUCUGGUAAUAAACACUGAAUAUUUUUUGUUUGGCAAUCCCCCCAAAAGGACAGGGUUCCUAGUAGAAAUAACAUUACAUAAUUUUCUCUAAAAUAAAAAUGUGCAGAUGGACACAGUAAGAUGGACGGAGUGUUGGCAGUUGUCGAAGUGGUGGUUGAGUGAGUGGACCCCUGAACACCAGUUCUCUGCUUUUCUGGAAGUUUCCAUGACACAGAUUUGAAAAGGUGGAGCUGGGAGUUUAUGCUCACAGAGGACUCGGGUGACUGUGUAGCUGGCCCAGAGCUGUACCAAUGACUGCCUGGAAACAGGAGAUGCUUCAGUCUGGUUUCCCUCUUUUCAGCUUUGUCAGACCUCACGUCUGUCCUCUCCAUGACUUGCUGCUGAGAGGAGCACUCUGGGAUACAGUAGUUAGUCAUCUCUCCCAGAGAUUCUUAGGCAGCCAUGAUGAUACACCCCACCCUUAUGAAAGGCCACUGUGAUGUGUGGGCCCUAAGGACUGUGCUACGUCUGAAACAUUCUCUGUUAGAGCUGAGGUGAAGCUGGAAAAAGAGACCAGAGAUGGUGACGGGUGUGCUGAUGCCCAGGACAAUCUGCUUCAGACUCAGAGCUUCAGGAAUGGCUUCGUUUAGGUUCCUCCGAGUCUCUGACACACCAGCCCCAUGCCAUAAGCCUCAGCUCAAACACCGUCACAAGUAGGUUUAGAGCCUUGUCAUUGAGCUGGAUUUACUAGUCAUAAACCCCUCAUUUCGGAGUCAUAAAAUUCAAGUCAUGAGAGGUAAACGAAAGCCUAGAAAGAGUCCCUGGAAGAUGAGGUUGUUUGGAAGGUGGCCAACCCUCACUCACUGCACGAGUAGAGAAAGGCGCCCUCUCUGUGAUGGCCAUGAGCUAGACGGACACCCUGUAUAGCUGAGGACAAGCCAGAGGCAUUCGGGUAUAGAAAGGGAGUCGCCUUCAGUCACUACAGCACAGAGGUAAGGAGCAGUGGGGAAGGUUAAGGAGAUUUCAGAGAGUUCAUACAAAGUAGUUUUAAUUUUCAUAUAAGGUGACACGUCGGGGCGGGGGAGACGCUCAUGGUAUGUACACUGUAAGUCUGACAGUCUAAGUCCAGCCCCUCAGAGCCCACAUAAAGGUGAAAAGAGAGAAUGCCACGGGUUAUUUCCAACCCCCAUACACAUAUAGUGACGGUAACUUAAAAAUUAUAAAAUAGUGCUUUCUUAGGGAAACUGUUGCUAAUUAGUAGUACAUUUUAGAGUGUUUACAUAGAUUGUAGUGUUUUUAAUCGAUGGAAAAGUAUACAUGACAGAAUCUGGCUUUCUGAUAACUCACACGUACGGUCAGCGAUAGGACGUUCAUGUUACCCGACCUUUGCCACGUCCAUCUUCACGUCUGUUUCGUCUUCCCAAACAGAAACCAUAUAAUUAUCCAGGGAGCAACAGCUUCUUAGUUCCCCUCUGAGAAUACUGAUUUUUUUAAGUAACUAACUGCAGGAUUAAAACUCUAGGUAGGUCCUUGCUAGGGACACUCGCUGCCUGGGAAUUAAAUGGUAUAUACAGACUUCUACGUGGAAAGAAUGGCUGUGUGUAGCCAGCCCAGGCUGAAGGAGAACCCACGGGUAACAAAAAGAUAACCGUGGGUAAUGGUUUACUCAAGGGGAAGCUCUUAAGUGGAGAAGCAGACUCAGGAAAAUAGUGAGUGUAAGGUUAGCCUGGGCUACACACAUCUGAUUGCCUUAAUGGGGGAUCUUUAAAUGAGGCAUGGUAUAGUGUUUAAAAAAAAGUCCCUAGUCACAGAGAGUAGAUUGGUCUAGAUGGUGAACAUGUAUAUCAAAAGUCUACACACGUUUAAUGUAUAUAAUCUGAGUCAGAUGGGAAUAAAUACAUUCAAGGCUU
Messenger RNA from Rattus norvegicus (Norway rat), 9363 nucleotides. RefSeq names its product dedicator of cytokinesis 9 (gene Dock9). Lineage: Eukaryota; Metazoa; Chordata; Mammalia; Rodentia; Muridae. Gene Ontology annotation, molecular function: guanyl-nucleotide exchange factor activity. The record is from RefSeq and is marked validated. Gene Ontology annotation, biological process: small GTPase-mediated signal transduction. Gene Ontology annotation, cellular component: endomembrane system.